AUCACGUCUCUCUCUCUCUAUAUAUUUCUCUCCCUAUAUAUCUGUUCUUUUGUGUAUCCAUUUCUAAUAAACUCUUGUGCAUGUUUUAUCUUCCUCCUCCUUUUUCUUCGUCUUCUACAAAGUUAACAGAAGAGCUUGAAAGAAUCUCUACAAUGGCGGUUGAAUCACGUCAUCUAGGGUUCUUUCCUUCUCAUCUUCUUACUAACAACGUUAAUGAAGCAAAUCCAACUGCUUUUUUUAACAAUGGUAAUUAUUUGGCUCCUCCGUUAUCCGGUACCACAACUGAAACUCUUCAUCCAAUCUAUAACAACAACUCCGUUAUCGCCGAUUCAUUACCCGUCACAUCUAGGAAACGUUCUAGGGAUGAUUCGGUGGUUACAUUUCCGACCGGUUCUUUCAAUUUUCUUGGUGAAGAUUUAUCUUUAAGGAUUCAACAUCAACAAUUAGAGAUUGAACAGUUCAUUUCUCAACAUACGGAAAAAGUGAAAAUGGAGAUUGAAGAAAGAAGGAAGAGACAUGCUAGGAGAAUAUUAAUGGCGGUUGAACAAAGUGUGAUGAAGAAAAUUAGGGCAAGAGAUGAAGAGAUUGAGAAUAUGGGUAAACUAAACUGGGCUUUGGAAGAAAAAGUGAAAUCUUUAUACAUGGAGAAUCAAAUAUGGAGAGAUCUAGCACAAACUAAUGAAGCUACGGUAAAUACAUUAAGAAGUAAUUUGGAACAUGUUCUGUCUGUUGUUAGAAACGAACGUGAGAAUCGCCGGCCGGUUGUUGAUCGGAGACAAGACUUUGAAGAUGAAGAAUCUUGCUGUGGGAGCAAUAUCGGUGGUGGUGGUGGAGAAGAAGAAGAGGUUUCGCCGGCGAUGGCGCCGGCGAUUGGGAAGGAUAAGAGGGUUUGCCGGAAUUGUUUAAGGGAAGAGGCGUCUGUGUUACUUUUGCCGUGUAGACAUCUUUGUCUUUGUAGUGUUUGUGGAUCAUCUGUUCAUAUUUGUCCUGUCUGUAAAGCUACAAAGAAUGCUAGCGUCCAUAUUAAUUUGUCUUCUUAUUAGGAAGAAGAACUAAUUAUUAUUAACCUUUUGUUAUUUUAUAUGAGUUAUAAAAAAAUGAAAACUUUACUUUUA
Messenger RNA from Impatiens glandulifera, 1115 nucleotides. Its product is annotated as probable BOI-related E3 ubiquitin-protein ligase 3. Gene Ontology annotation, biological process: regulation of programmed cell death. The transcript has 2 exons. Lineage: Eukaryota; Viridiplantae; Streptophyta; Magnoliopsida; Ericales; Balsaminaceae. Gene Ontology annotation, molecular function: ubiquitin-protein transferase activity. The record is from RefSeq and is a predicted model, not a curated record. Bases 81 to 1043 code for a protein of 320 amino acids.